This is a messenger RNA of Dicrocoelium dendriticum, 1727 nucleotides long. Lineage: Eukaryota; Metazoa; Platyhelminthes; Trematoda; Plagiorchiida; Dicrocoeliidae. The record is from the annotation of a GenBank genome assembly.
GAAAUGUGCCCAAGUGAAUCAAUGGAAUUUGUCUCGCCAGUUCAUGGAAGCCCACGAUGUUGUCGAAAGUGUGCUCCCUCAACUGGAAUGUUGCUUCUGUGCACCGACGUGGAAGACACCAAGUGCGUGCCCUGCGAGCCAGGACUGGAAUUCUCCUCUGUGUCGAGUGCCACCAGCAAGUGCCAUCAGUGUCGUCGAUGUCAAGAUAUUCACCCACUUGCAAAAACUCGUAAAACAUGCACACCCAUUGCGGACACAGAGUGUGCGUGUGCAGAAGGAUAUUAUAUGUCAAUCACUCACCAAACAUGCAGGCCGUGUAGCGUCUGCAAGUCAAAUGAGACUGUUUUGAGGUCUUGCAGUUGGAACGCAGAUACACAAUGUCAAGCCUGUCCCAGUGGAUUUUCGACUAAUGCACCCACAGGCGAUAAGCAAUGUGUGCCUUGUCAAGAUUGUGACGUUGAUCAACCGGUGGCGCGCAAAUGCACAACGAGAACCAACUCCUCAUGUUGUCCUGAGACCACGCAGCUUUGUUCCUCGUCUACCAAGCUCCAAUCACCUGGUUACUCUCGCUAUGAGCAGACCCCAGGUCAAUGGGGGAGAGGAAGCAGUCCAAAUCGAAUGAUCCCGAUUUACUGCUCCGUCAUGGGAAUGGUCAUUCUCAUUGUACUUUUCUAUGUGAUGUACAAGCUUUGGAAACAACGGAAUUCCAUAGCUAAUGCAAAACUGUCCGAAGACUACGGUGUGGUCGCAUGCAACGGCCACCACGGAAGUGUCGCAGCCACCCUACACGGAAGCACGAUAACAGGUCCGGAUGGUGCCAGCCGGAGCAACAUGAAUACACACAACAUUGUAGAAAUCCUGACUGAGAAAGUACCACUGAUCAACCAAGUCGAUGAUCCGAUUCGCAUGUGCGGUUUGACAGAGAGAACCAUGGCUUCUCUUUCGUGCAACGCGAUAGGCAAUCUGUGCAUUCAGCUGGCCUUGGAUGGAUGGAAACGUCUGGCUGUGAUUAUGGACUUCAACCCGGAUGAGCUUGUGAAACCGGACGAGGAAAUGAGCGACACAUCUAGGGCCAUAAUUCAGGCAUCUUUACAAGCUCAGAACCUCAAUUCCGAUUCAACAUUUGGUCAACAGUGCCCCAGGACCGAGGAACUAAUCAAAACGGCUGCACUGCUCAGCAAAAUGUGCGCGAACUCUGGCAUGAACCUUGGUACACUGUCGGAUGCACUUACCCGGAUAGGCAGAGUAGAUUUGGUCCCUCUGCUAUCAAAUGGAUCAGUGAAUGCCAAAGCGCUGAGAGAGUACGUUGCCUGAUUGCAGUUGUAUUCCACCAAUACGGAGAAGAGAGCAACAUCACCUGAAAGCCGCGUUCCUUCGUUCGUUCCCUCACUAUUCGCUAUUGCAUGUUCCUUGCUAGGGACAUCAAAAUGAGGAUAGAGGGGACUGUGAAACGACUGUACAAAAAACCACACACACCCGAUCAAUGCAAGGUUGUGCACGCAGUAAAAUGACGAGUGCUCGGCAAUGAGUCACAUAGAUACACACGUUCCAGCAGUUCAACAAAACCAAUGAAAACUUCGUGGUAAAUCACCAUAAGCAGAACAAACAGUCAGCUGUCAUUUUUCUUUUUCAUCAUCUUCCUACGGUUCACUCCUAGUAUCUUUUCGGGAGUUACUUUUCCUUACGUGCCGCAAUUGUACAUAAUAUUCAAGUUCUGAUAUUCGUAA